Messenger RNA from Anopheles maculipalpis, 282 nucleotides. RefSeq lists its product as uncharacterized. The transcript has a single exon. The record is from RefSeq and is a predicted model, not a curated record. Lineage: Eukaryota; Metazoa; Arthropoda; Insecta; Diptera; Culicidae. The coding region runs from base 1 to 282 and encodes 93 amino acids.
AUGAAGUGUUGCAUAGUUCUGUUGUUAUUCAGCCUGCUUGCCGUUAUCUAUGCUGCACCAGUUCCAGAAGCAGAGAAGGAACAAACGACUGCAGCACCCGACAAAGAAGAUGAAAGUCAGAAGGAAUCCGCCGAAACGCCAACCGUACAAUCAGACGAUAGUCCUAAGGAUAAACCGGACAUGAGCCCGGUCGACCUUAUGCAACAGGUGAUCACGGGUGUGAUGAAAAAAUUUACUGAUGGCUUCCGGGAUAAUUUGAAAGUGAUGCCUUUCGUACUGUAA